AUGCAGCUCCGGCGAAUCCCUCUCUUCCGCUUGCGGGACACCUCAUUGUGUGCUCUCUAUCGUCUCUACGAAGAUCUCUGCUCCAAUGAUCUAAUUAUGAUGGGCUAUGAGUGCGAGUACUUCUUCUUCCACAAAGAACCCUCUUGGCGACUUUCGCCGAUUCCCGAUCCGAAAGACAGUGACCCUGUCAGAUACGCCGUACUCGCGAGUCUGGUUGAAGCGCUUGUUGACGCGUUUAACUGGCGAUUGAAACUGGGACUGCGACGGGAUAAAUCAAUCGACGAGUCCGAGCAAAGAGACAUCAAUUUCCAACCCGAAGAACCUCCCGCCUGGACGGCAGCAGUUCAGCCUUUGAAGGAAACCUUAGAUCUCAACAAAUUUGCCGACCGAGGGAAUCCCCAUAAAUCCUUCCUGAAGAGGAACAUUCACGCUCCAAUGGGGUAUUUGUACACGGUGUGA
Molecule: messenger RNA, 459 nt
Organism: Capronia epimyces CBS 606.96
Lineage: Eukaryota; Fungi; Ascomycota; Eurotiomycetes; Chaetothyriales; Herpotrichiellaceae
Exons: 1
Coding region: 1-459 (152 amino acids)
Source: RefSeq, a predicted model, not a curated record